AUGACUCAAGACACCAGUUCUGAGAGUGUCCAGAAGCCCAGAGUAGAGUCACCUACAACCAGCCUGCUAUCAAUGAAGAGUGAUCAGCCACCUGCUUUCAGCCAGGAACCAUUACCAGAUGACAAUAAGGAAGUGGAGAGUUUGGACAGUGAGGAUGUAUUAAAGAUCACACACAACCUUCUGGACAGAAGAAGUCAAACUCUGCUGACAGUCCAACAAGACAUUAAGGCUAAACUGAAACACCGGUAUCAACACAUAUCUGAAGGAAUUGGACACCAUGGAAACCAAAGUCUGUUCAAGGACAUCUACACAGAGCUCUACAUCACAGAGGGUGGAAGUGGAGGGCUCAAUAAUGAACAUGAGGUUAGACAGAUAGAGAUGGCAUCCAAAAAACAAACCACACAAGAGACAUCAAUCAAAUGCAACGACAUCUUCAAGACGUUACCUGUACAAGACAAACCUAUCAGAACUGUGCUGACCAAAGGAAUCGCAGGCAUUGGAAAAACAGUCUCUGUGCAGAAGGUCAUCCUUGACUGGGCAGAGGGAAAAGCAAAUCAGGACGUUCUUUUCAUGUUUCCUCUUCCUUUCCGUGAUCUGAACCUGAAAAAGGACCAAUACAGUCUGAUGCAACUUCUUUCCCACUACUUCCCAGAGCUGAAAGAGAUUGACAGCAUUGAAGAUGGUGAAACCAAAACUGUUUUCAUUUUUGAUGGUCUGGAUGAGUGUCGACUUCCUCUAGACUUCAAAAACAAUGAGAAGUGCUGUGAUGUCACGAAGCCAACCUCAGUGGACGUGCUGCUGACAAACCUCAUCAAGGGGAAUCUGCUUCCCUCUGCUCUCCUCUGGAUAACCACACGGCCUGCAGCAGCCAAUCAGAUCUCUCCUGAGUGUGUUGACCAGGUGACAGAGGUACGAGGGUUCAAUGAUCCACAGAAGGAGGUGUACUUCAGGAAGAAAAUCACAGAUCAGAAUCUGGCCAAUGAAAUCAUCAAACACAUGAAGACAUCAAGGAGCCUCCACAUCAUGUGCCACAUACCAGUCUUCUGUUGGAUAUCAGCCACUGUCCUUGAGAUGAUACUGAACAAGGCAGAGAAGGAUGAAGUUCCCAAAACUCUGACCCAGAUGUACUCACACUUCAUACUCAUCCAAAUCAUUGUGAAGAACAGGAAGUACAACAAAGUCACAGAGACAAACCCAAAGGAACUGUCUCAGUCAGACAAAGAGAUGAUCCUGAAACUGGCCAAGCUGGCUUUCCAACAGCUGCAGAAGGGCAACCUGAUCUUCUAUGAGGAGGACCUGAGAGAGUGUGGCCUUGACGUCACAGAGGCAUCAGAGUACUCAGCAUUGUGUACAGAGAUCUUUAAAGAAGAAUCUGGGCUGUACCAAGACAAGGAGGAAGAUGAGGAGGAGAAUGAUGAGAAGGAGGAAGAUGAGGAGAAGAAUUAUGAGGAGGAGAUGGAUGACGACAACAACGACGAUGACGAUGAGGAAGAUGAUGACAAUGAUGAAGAGAAGGAGUCUUUCAAAUUGUCUGACUUACACAGGAGAGCAGUGGACCAGGCCUUGAAGAGUGAGAAUGGACACCUGGACCUGUUCCUCCGCUUCCUUCUGGGUCUCUCACUGGAGUCCAAUCAGAAUCUGUUACGAGGCCUUCUGACACAGACAGGAAGUACAACACAGACCAAUGAGAAAAGAGUUAAGAGAACAGUCAGGUACCUUUCAGACAAGAUCGACGAAGAAUCCUCACCAGAAAGGAUCAUCAACUUGUUCCACUGUCUGAAUGAACUUGGUUCCAACUCUCUAGCUGAAGACAUGCAGACCUACCUGCGAUCAGGAACUCUUUCAGAAACAAUACUAGAACCUGACCAAUGUUCAGCCGUGGCCUACCUGUUACUGAUGUCAGAGGAGGUGCUGGAGGAGUUUGACCUGAAGACAUACAACACAUCAGAGAAAGGUUAUCAAAGGUUGCUGCCGGUAGUGAAAACCUGCAAGAGAGCACUUCUUGGUCACUGUGGUCUGACAGAGGGUUGCUGUUCAGAUCUGGUCUCAGUCCUGAGUUCACCCAACUCACAACUGAAGCAACUGGAGCUGAGAGACAAUGACCUGCAGGACUCAGGAGUUACACUGCUGUCUGCUGGACUGGUGGAUCCAGACUGUAAACUACACACACUGGGAUGCCCGUCAUCUCACCCUGGACCCAAAUACAGCACACCCACACCUGAUACUGUCUGA
This is a messenger RNA of Oncorhynchus kisutch (coho salmon), 2232 nucleotides long. RefSeq names its product protein NLRC3-like. The coding region runs from base 1 to 2232 and encodes 743 amino acids. NCBI's taxonomy places the organism in Eukaryota, Metazoa, Chordata, Actinopteri, Salmoniformes, Salmonidae. The record is from RefSeq and is a predicted model, not a curated record. The transcript has 6 exons.